Messenger RNA from Myzus persicae (green peach aphid), 1934 nucleotides. RefSeq names its product WW domain-binding protein 2 (gene Wbp2). Lineage: Eukaryota; Metazoa; Arthropoda; Insecta; Hemiptera; Aphididae. Gene Ontology annotation, cellular component: nucleus. Gene Ontology annotation, biological process: positive regulation of DNA-templated transcription. The transcript is spliced from 7 exons. Bases 718 to 1524 code for a protein of 268 amino acids. The record is from RefSeq and is a predicted model, not a curated record. Gene Ontology annotation, molecular function: chromatin DNA binding; transcription coactivator activity.
UAAGUUGUUGUAUUUCGUAUUUUUGUGCUGUGCGUCGACCGCAGCCUGCUGGCAGGUGUACAGUUGUUGUCGCUUAUCGAACAAGCCGCGGCUCAUCCGAAAUCCGUGAAAUCGCAUCACCGACGGACCGCCCGCCCUCGACGCGACAGUUCCGUUCCGUCUAUACCGUUCGUGCGACAAAAACAAUAAUACAUUAAUAUAGUUUCGCCGUCGUCGGUUGCGUUCUUCUCCGCGUCGAACGUUUCGAACACGCGUAAUUCUCGCGUUGCUGUUCGCAGCAACAUCGACGCCGUCAUCAGAGUUCGGGCGCGGCGAGCGUGUAAUUUUUUUUUGAAAGAAAACGAAAUCCGCGAUUGCGAGAAAACACACGGGCUCUCACACGUACACGGUCGCGCGCGCACGCUCAGGCACACGCGGGCCGCCGAUAAUAAUAUUAUUACGUCGCGAUUUAUAAUAAUAUAUAUUGUAAUCUAUAGGCGGUGCGUGCGAGUUUUUCCGUUGUUGUUGUUAUUGGUUAUUGCUCGUUUCUCGUCAGUGUGAUACCCGGUCGCGUCGGUGUCGUUUCGCCUUCGCGUGUUUACCGCCGUCCGGAUUCCCUUGCCCCGUGUGACGCAAUUCGCCGAGCAGAGUUUCGCUACCGUCAGUCGCUGACGACUUUUUCCUACUUCCCCGACCGGAUUUCCAGCUGUCGAAGACUACCGACGGACGACUACGAUCAUGUCGCUGAAUACGGCUCAUGUGCAAGGCGGCGGUUGCCUGAUACACGCAGGCGAAUGCAUUAUUUUGUUUACUGAUGCUGUUACAAUUGACUUUCAUGGCCAAGAUGGAAGAGCAUUUCAUGGCUCUAAAGUGGGAAAACUGUUUUUAACUACUCAUCGUUUGAUUUUCAUCAACAAAUCUGACAAGGACGAGCUUUUAUCAUUUAGUAUGCCAUUUGUCACUCUCAAAGAUGUGGAAUUGGAGCAACCAGUUUUUGGUUCAAAUUAUAUAAAAGGUAAAGUACGUGCUCAACCUAAUGGAAACUGGGUUGGUGAAGCAAAAUUCAAAUUGAUAUUUAAAAAGGGAGGAGCUAUUGAUUUUGGAAGAGCCAUGUUAAGAGCAGCAUCAAUGGCUAAUAGUAACUAUCCUGAAAUGGAUAAUCCGCCAGCCUACGCUCCACCUGAAGGUCCAUACUAUAUGGCUGAUGUUCCGUACGGUGUACCUCCACCUGGCUACUAUGGAUGGAUGCCUUCAACUGCAGCUUUCCCAGAUGCACCACCUCCUCAAUCAGUGUAUAGAACAGAUAUGCCUCCUCCAUAUCCAGGUAUUAUUGGUUUCACUGGUAAUCAUGGUUAUGCAAGCGCUCCACCUGCCCAAACAGCUCCACCUCCACAACUUUUUAAUGGACAAGAUGCAAAAGCAGCAGAAGCAGCACAAAGUGCAUACUUUGAUCCAAACAGGCCACAAAUGGCUUAUGUUCCACCACCAUCAUACUAUGAACUUCCUCCACCUUACAAAGAAGCUGAAAAUAAGAAGAACGAUUAAAAGAAACAUGUUUAUGUCUACAUUCCAUUGAUUGUUUUUUAUAAUUUUAUUGUUUUUUUUUAAGUGGUAUUGAAAUAUGCAAGGAUCUUCAAAAAUGUGAUUGUAUUGCAUUAUUUCAACAGUUUAUUUAUCUUAGUCAAUAUGGGGAUAAUUACCAUCACAUUUAAUCAUACAUUAGAAAUCGCUCAUUAACUGUCUUUUUUUAAAAUUAUUUUUGUAAGAUGAUGCUAGAUAACCUAACAAGAGUAGUAAUAUAUCAAAGAAAAUAAUGAAAAUUAUGCUUUAAAAUCUCAUGUGUUUCUGAGUUAGACAUUCAUUUAGUACUUAUUUAAAACAUACUUUUAGUCAAUGCAAUGUCUUUAUUUGUGUAUUCCAAGUAUGUCAUCUCCGCGUUAACACAUUAUUAUCAA